AUGAAGCUGCUUCUCGCCGUUACCACACUCAUUGCUGUGUCGGCUGCUGCGAAAUACGCUCCGGGUCAAGACUGCCGCACCAACAUAGGAUGUAAUCAGAAUUGUCUGGGAGGCAAAUGGAGCGUCGUGAUGGAGGCAGGCGAUGUGAGGAUGGUUUGCGAUCCUAGCUCUCUUGAUUCAACUCGUUAUGUUAGAGCCAGGUGUUUGGGCUCUGAAAAAGAAGAAGGCCUGGCCGCCAAAAAGGAAAAGGCUGUUUGCGACAGCAUCAAAGGAAAAUUUUGCAAUAAAGAUUGCUUUCUGACAACUCCAGCAUCAAAGGAGGAGGAUAUAACGGGUCGCUACGAGAAGGUAUGCGCUGAACAGAAAGGCGCACUAGGGCACUCAUAUUUGGGGCACGUACUUGUAUAUCCUACCAAGGAAUUGGCCGUCAAGAGCAAUAGCAAAUGUGAUACCUCGGUCUUCUCCUAA
Aspergillus pseudonomiae is the source of this 468-nucleotide messenger RNA. RefSeq lists its product as uncharacterized. Bases 1 to 468 code for a protein of 155 amino acids. The transcript has a single exon. NCBI's taxonomy places the organism in Eukaryota, Fungi, Ascomycota, Eurotiomycetes, Eurotiales, Aspergillaceae. The record is from RefSeq and is a predicted model, not a curated record.